AUGCUCAAAACUCAGCCUCGACAACGUUGCUUGCAUCUACACCUCUUUAGGAAAGUCUACGACAUGACGGAGCCACAGCGCAAAGUCCUCCGAGUCGGUGUCAUAGGAGCAGGUGAAGUGGCCCAGGUCAUUCACUUGCCAACAUUAUACCUAUUGAGCCAUCUCUUUACCACGGCCAUCAUAUCCGAUCUCUCGAAAAAGACAGCAGAACAUUGUGCCCGCAAAUUCCACAUUCCCACCACCACCACCGACCCUGAAGAUGUCUUCCGCAGCCCGGAAGUCGAUGUUGUAUUUAUCCUCACGUCUGAUGAGUUUCAUGAAGAGUAUACUGUAGCCGCCCUCGAAGCCGGGAAACAUGUCAUGGUUGAGAAACCACUUACUUUAUCUUUGCCUUCCGCGGAGAGGAUCAUUGCCGCCGAARCGAAGUCCAAAGGAUUGGUCUUCGUGGGCUAUAUGCGACGAUACGCGGAAAGUUUCACAAAAACUUUCAAACGAGAGAUUGGCAGUAUUCCGAGAAUUCUCUAUGCGAGAGUGAGAGAUUUCUCUGGGCCAAAUGCGAAAUUCGUUGGCGAAUCUGGGACUUUUCCUGUCAAGCAUGAUGAUUUUCCGGCUUCUGCGAACGAGGGACGAUCGAAGAGACUUGAUGUUUUGUUCAAAGAAGCUUUUCCUGGCCAGCCCAUUACUGCCGAAAGGCGGAAUUACUGCAGGUUCUUGGGAAGUCUUGGAAGCCAUGAUAUCAGUCUGAUGAGAGAAGUUCUUGGUUUCCCUAUCAGCGUUGCAGGCGUGUCUGUUAACGACCCAUUCUACUCUGCGAUUUUCUACUAUCGAAACCCAUCUGGUGGAGAACCUUUUGCGGUUACGUACGAAUCUGGAAUCGAUGGUGUUCCGGAAUUCGACGCUCAUCUCGCUGUGUAUGGAGAGAAGAAACGGGUGCAUAUCAAAUACGAUUCACCUUAUGUUAAGGGACUUGCUAUCAAAGUCACUGUGCAGGAAUUGAAUGCCGAGGGAGAAUUCGAAAGUCGGGAGAUGUUGGGAUCUUAUGAGGAUGCGUAUACUGCGGAGCUACAAGAAUUGUAUGAGUGUGUUGUGAAUGGAGAGGAAGUCAAGACGACGGUGAGGGAUGCGAUCAAUGAUUUGAAGAUAUAUGAUAUGAUGUACCAGCGAUGGAAUGCCGGCACUACACUGAAUUGCUAA
This is a messenger RNA of Ramularia collo-cygni, 1194 nucleotides long. Its product is annotated as related to NAD binding Rossmann fold oxidoreductase. Gene Ontology annotation, molecular function: oxidoreductase activity; nucleotide binding. The record is from RefSeq and is a predicted model, not a curated record. Gene Ontology annotation, biological process: NADPH regeneration. NCBI's taxonomy places the organism in Eukaryota, Fungi, Ascomycota, Dothideomycetes, Mycosphaerellales, Mycosphaerellaceae. Gene Ontology annotation, cellular component: cytoplasm. The transcript is spliced from 2 exons. The coding region runs from base 1 to 1194 and encodes 397 amino acids.